UGUGUGUCAGCAAGAGAGUGAGUGUGUGCUGUUUUGGGAGGAAUCACAUGGCCUGUAAUCCCUCCUGUUUGGAUCUCAUGACAGCAAAAUGCAGAGGAAACAAAAGCUCCGCCCAACCGCAGUGGCGCGUGUCAUAUCAGUGGCCAGGCGAGACAGAAAGACACACCCCCAACUUAUCAGUACACCAGGCCUGCAUCGGAUGUAAACAUGUUGGGAGAGAUGAUGUUUGGUUCUGUUGCCAUGAGUUACAAGGGCUCAACUCUGAAGAUCCACCAUAUUCGGUCCCCUCCUCAGCUGAUGAUCAGUAAAGUGUUUUCGGCGCGUCUGGGAGGCAGCACCAGCGGCAGUACCAACACGUUACAGGACAGUUUUGAAUCCAUUAGCCAAACUUGCCCUAGCCACAGUAGUAGCAUAGCACACAGUACUCCAGUGGACAUGCCGAGUAGAGGACACAGUGAAGACGGCGACAGUGGCAUUGCACGCUCGGCUUCUCUGAGCAGCCUGUUGGCCACGCCCCUUCCUUCUCCUGGCUCCUCCUUCAGCAGCAGCUGUGCUAGUAGUUACCAAAGACGAUGGCUUCGUAGCCAAGCAACCAGUCUGCAGCACGGACCCAUGCCUCGCUGGAGCACAGAGGAGAUGUUCACUCUGUCUGAUGAGAGCUGCAGCUCAAACCCCGUGGUGAUUCGGAGGAAGAAGAUCGCCAUCAGCAUCAUCAUCAGCCUUCCCGAGAGAGAGGAGGAGAGUCACAACUUCCAAGAGUUCUUCUUCUCUCACUUCCCUCUCUUUGAGUCUCACAUGAACAAACUGAAGACUGCCAUCGAGAGGGCGAUGAUCGUGUGCAGAAGGAUAGCUGAGUCCAGUCAGCGCGUGCAGGUGUAUUUGUGUCGAGUCAUGGAGGCACUGGGAGAGUUCAGGAUGACGGUGUGGAAUCUCUACAUGGCUCCACGGAUCAGCGAGCCCGUCUGGCUGACCAUGGUAUCCCAGAGUGCCGAGCGCGGCCCGCUGUGCCAGCGCUUCCUCAAAGAGAUGAGUUUACUGAUGGAUCACGGGGCCAAAAACCAGUUUCUGCCUGCUCUGCUCACAGCUGUACUGACCUAUCACCUGGCCUGGGUUCCCACGGUGAUGCCUAGCAACCAGCCACCAAUCAAAGCCUUCUGUGAGAAACACACUUCUCAGACUGUGGACCUGCUCGCUAAAUCUCAUCCAUACAACCCGCUUUGGGCACAGCUGGGUGACCUGUACGGUGCUUUGGGUUCUCCUGUGCGCGUGUGCAGAACAGUUGUCGUCGGGCGGAGGAGAGAGUUGGUUCAACGCGUUCUCUAUGUUCUCUCCUAUUUCAUCCGUUGCUCUGACCUGCAAGAAAACACAGAGCCCGAGGGACAGACAGACAAUCCAGCCAAUCCCAGUCCUCCACAGCCUUCUAAUCCUGCCCCUUGCCCAGAGAGAACCAAUGAGAAACCAUCUUCUCCCAUACUGGAGUCUGCCCAUUGCUCUGAAGGGAGCAGUGAAAAUAUCCCCUGUCCUGUAUUAGAAUCUUCAAGUCCCAGCCUUUGUUCUGAAAGGACCAAUGAGAAAACAUUUUGUCCUGACCCAGACUCCACAGACCCCACCCCCUGCCCCAAAAGGACCAGUGACAGAACUGAGAACCCAGAAACAGGGCAGGAGGGUUUGGGUGAGGAUACAGAUUUUGCUGGGGCGGGACUAGAGCAAAUUUUGGCCAAUCAGAGCCCGCUUCUUCACAGAGUGCAGUUCCACAUAGGCAGCCCUAGAGAAACGGAGAAUGACGGACAGCUUAAAGGUCCAACAGGAGCUGGGUGUGGACAGUCGCUGGACAGGAAGUUGUCUCGUCGGCUUUUGACGGACAUCCGACGAAACGAGAGUUCGGACAGCGCUCUGGGAGACAGCGAUGAGGAGGAGCUAUCACCACGACAACAGUGCACGGCAACAGGACUCCAGGAGUACGAGUUACCACUGCCAAGCUCAGAGACAGUGAGCAGACCCAGCGUGAACCACUUCGGCCGUUCUCUGCUGGGUGGCUACUGUCCGCAGUACAUGCCCGACUUUGUCCUGCAGGGCAUCAGUUCGGACCAGCGCCUCCGACAGAACCUCAUGAAUGACCUGGAACACACUGUCCUGCACCCUGCCCUGGACGAGCCAGUUGCCGAGGCGGUGUGUAUCGUGGCGGAUACGGAUCGGCUGAGUGUGCAGUUAGCCACAAGUCAGCGGCGCGUGUGUGAGCCCGGCCGUCUUGGUCGAGACGUCCUGGUCUCCAGCCUGGUCAACUCCAUCCUCACCUCAGUCCUACAGCUAUACAAACUCAACGUCAACGCUGACUUUUGUGUGAUGCAUUUGGAGGACCGUUUGCAAGAGGUGUAUUUUAAGAGUCAGACACUUGCAGAGUAUCUGAGGGGACAGACGAGAGUACACGUCAAAGAACUGGGACGAGGACUGGGGAUUGAAUCCGGUGAUAUUCCAUUGCUUGCUGCAGUGGCCAGCACACACUCACCUUAUGUAGCACAGAUUCUGCUCUGAAUGGACCGUUGAAGAUGCAUGGCUUUGAAUGGGACUAAUCAGGAUAAGAAUGGACCAAUAAGAGAGUGAUCGCAACCCUUCAGAGACCAAUUGGAAGCUAACGCUCUGAAAGACCAAUCAGAGAUCACAGCCUGGCCUUAUGUAAGCCAGUUAAGGCCAAGCACUUUGGACCAAUCAGGAAGCCUCACUUAAACUGUGGACACUGUAAAGGGGCGGUUUUGAAGCCGUUCAUUGCAUUCUUCCUGCCCAUUUGACAGGACACUGUGUUUGUGUGUGUGUUUGCGUGUGUGUG
Chanos chanos (milkfish) is the source of this 2824-nucleotide messenger RNA. It is a transcript of the gene fnip2, whose product is annotated as folliculin interacting protein 2. The transcript has 16 exons. Gene Ontology annotation, cellular component: cytoplasm. The coding region runs from base 208 to 2532 and encodes 774 amino acids. Lineage: Eukaryota; Metazoa; Chordata; Actinopteri; Gonorynchiformes; Chanidae. The record is from RefSeq and is a predicted model, not a curated record. Gene Ontology annotation, molecular function: protein-folding chaperone binding; ATPase inhibitor activity.